AUGCCAGAAGAGAAGAGCCCUGUGGACACGCUGCGCGCGUUCCUCGAUCGUACGAAGGCUGAGUACCUCGAGGCCGUGCGGAAUGGGAGAGGGAAGGAGUGGACUGUCGUAAUGGGGAACGAGGCGGGCGACCUUGACUCGCUCGCAUGUGCCGUCGCCUAUGCAUGGUACCUCUCCGACGUGCAACAGACACCGGCCGUCGCGCUCGUACAGACCCCGCGCGGAGACCUGCAUCUACGCGCGGAGAACGCGCACGCACUCGCGCUCGCUGGGGUCAGCCUCGACGAGCUGCUCUGCGUCGACGACGUGCUUCCCCCUUCCUCCUCUUCCCCAUUUCCCUCCACGACGUUCGCCCUCGUCGAUCACAACCGGCUGAACGCGCAGUUCUCCGCCGACAAUUCGGCCGCGCGAGUCGUGGCGAUCAUCGACCACCACGCCGACGAGGGCCUACACACCGACGCGGACCCGCGGAUCGUCACACAGGGCGUAGGGAGCUGCGCGGCACUUGUCGCGUUGUUCCUCCAGGACAAGUGCGCGGAGAAGAUACCCCCGGAACUCGCGGUGCUACUGCUAUCCGCGAUCGUGGUCGACACUGGUGGAAUGGUUCCGGGUGGCAAGGCCGUGGAGGUCGACCGGCGAGCAGCGGUGUUCCUCGCCUCCAGAUGCACACUCGCCUCCCGAUCCCCAAACCUCGCCGCAUCUUCAUUAGCGCUGAGAAGUCCUGCCGCGAUCCCGCCCCUGCACAAGUCCGAGGCAAUUCAGAAGCUCAACGGUACCUUGCAAAUGAAGAAGAACUCCGUCGCGCAUCUUGGGGUGCGCGACCUGCUCCGGCGGGACUACAAAGAGUACGCUCACACGCCCGCGUUCGCACCUAGUCGGGAGCUGCUCAUUGGGCUAGCGUCUGUCCCACUCGGGCUUGCGACGCUCGUCCCGAGGGACGAGGCGCAGUUCGUCAAUGACACAAAGCACUAUAUGGAUGAGCGUGGGCUGACUGCGCUCGGGGUGCUCACGUCGUUCCGAGACGACAAAAAGCCGGGGAAGGGCGGGAAGGGCAAGCACCGCAGGGAGCAACUCUGGGUCGUACAUGCAAGCGACGAUGUGCAGUCUGAGCUGGCGCGCAGGCUGUUCCGCGGUCUGGAGGAGAACGACGUACUGCAGCUAAAGAAGCGUAAGUGGGAGAAGAUAGGAGCGGACCCUGCGGUCUGGGAUCGGUCGGGGGGCGCGUUCGGGGAGGGAUGGCGCGUGAAGGCCUGGAAGCAGAAGAACGCAGAUGCAACGCGGAAAGCGACCGCGCCAAUCGUGAAGGCCAUAGUAGAAGGCCGGGAGUAA
Rhodofomes roseus is the source of this 1329-nucleotide messenger RNA. RefSeq names its product DHH phosphoesterase. Bases 1 to 1329 code for a protein of 442 amino acids. Gene Ontology annotation, molecular function: exopolyphosphatase activity. Gene Ontology annotation, cellular component: cytoplasm. NCBI's taxonomy places the organism in Eukaryota, Fungi, Basidiomycota, Agaricomycetes, Polyporales, Fomitopsidaceae. The record is from RefSeq and is a predicted model, not a curated record. The transcript is spliced from 2 exons.